GUGUGUUUCGAUGACAAACAUAUGUUAAAAUUCUCAUUAACAGUUGAACUUUGGAAAAGCAACCCUGCGAAAAGUCUUUGCAAACACUGCUGUUGAGAUAAAUUAAAAUUGUGGAAAAUUCAUUGUCACUUGUGAUUGUAUUAAAAACGUCUGAAAGUUGGAAGUGCGCAGUAUUUAGCAUAGAAAUUGAUAAAAUCGGUAAAAAAAAACAAUAAUUAGGUAUAUAAUUUGUAUGCAAAAUGUUAAUAAAUCUUAAGGUAAAGACGCUUGAUGCACAAACUCACGAAUUUAGUGUUGAUAAUGAGAUUACUGUGCGGGAAUUCAAGGAUAAAAUCGCUGAAAAAACGAAUAUUGCCGCGGAACAGCAACGCAUCAUUUACUGCGGUCGGGUCUUGGCAGAUGAGAAGCAAUUGAAAACUUAUGGUGAGUCACCGAACCAAGUCUAAUCGGUUAGUUAGUAAGAAAG
Messenger RNA from Teleopsis dalmanni, 466 nucleotides. RefSeq names its product large proline-rich protein bag6-like. Gene Ontology annotation, molecular function: misfolded protein binding; polyubiquitin modification-dependent protein binding. The record is from RefSeq and is a predicted model, not a curated record. Lineage: Eukaryota; Metazoa; Arthropoda; Insecta; Diptera; Diopsidae. The coding region runs from base 240 to 446 and encodes 68 amino acids. The transcript is spliced from 3 exons. Gene Ontology annotation, cellular component: BAT3 complex.